Talaromyces rugulosus is the source of this 390-nucleotide messenger RNA. RefSeq lists its product as uncharacterized. Gene Ontology annotation, biological process: protein folding in endoplasmic reticulum. Gene Ontology annotation, cellular component: EMC complex. The coding region runs from base 1 to 390 and encodes 129 amino acids. NCBI's taxonomy places the organism in Eukaryota, Fungi, Ascomycota, Eurotiomycetes, Eurotiales, Trichocomaceae. The record is from RefSeq and is a predicted model, not a curated record. The transcript has 3 exons.
AUGGGAUUUUUCUCGCGAAUCAUCACCCUCUUCGGGCUCAUCCUGCUAGCUCAUGCAGGCUACUCCGCCCACGAGCACACCACGCUCACGAGCAACGUCGCACACUCGACCGUCGUAUCCAGCAACCCUCUCGGCCUUUUGCCGCCGGAUGUCACGAUCGAAGCCCUGGUCUCGGUAGUCUUGGUAUCGAUUGGACUUGUGCUGGGGACUGAGAAACUAAAGCCGAUUACGCACAGCGCGUGGGCUGGUCAGAUCGAGCGUGAGGGUGGUGGACGUAAUCCGUAUAAGAACUUGGACGAGAGGGCUGGGUUUUGGGAUGUGAGGAAAAGUCGCAAGGAAUUUGCGGAUUGGAUGCGUGAGGAAGGUCAGGGCGCGGCGAAGAGGUCAUGA